UUCUAAAACCGGAAACUAAAAGAACAUUCUGGACUUUCUCCACCCUUCUCUUCUAUUGUCUUCUCUUCUUAAAAUAUCCAGGAAUGGUCCGGUAACAACGCUUAUUUGCCCCACAAUUCACCUUUUUCUUUUUCUUUUUCUAUUUCAUUAAAGAAAAUUCAAAACAACGAUUGAAACAAGAAAUAGUUGAAACCGAUCACUGUUGAAAUCGAAAUAGUUCGAAAUUAGAUUUGUAAUAGUAAUGUCGGAGAAAGCACGAGGAAUUGCAAUGAAUUUUCCCGCGGAAGAUGAAGAAAAGGGGUCGCCAAUGUCUCCUCCUAAGUCUCUCUCUCCAAAGCUUCCUCCAAGGCUUAGAAGCCGUCUUAUGGUCUCCAAAUCGCCCAUUACUGCUGAACACAUUGAAUCCAAACUCAAUCAAGCUCAUCAAAGACGACAUGUCUCUCAAUUCUAUGAGCUGUUGUAAAAAAAGGCUGUGCCAAAGUCGACAGAUUCGUCUCCCUCAUCUACAGACGAAGAUCUGGGUAAGCGGCUUGAGCCAAAUCUUAAAGGUGCUGAUCAGAAAAGGUCUGUGAGACGGUUUUUGCAUUUGAGGAGAACUACUUUUGCCCUAGCGAAAGCUUUUGAGGCUCUAGCAAUUAGUGAAGAAUCUGUUAAGUCAAUGUCAUUUGAGCAGCUUGCCCUUAAAAUUGAAUCAGCUACAACUAUUAGAAGCACAAAAGCAUUACUUGAUCGUCAAGAGAGUCGAUAUUUGAUCUCGCAAGCAGCUACUGGUAGCAGUCUUCCUAGUUUGGAGAACAUUGAUUACCUUCUGCAGCGUGUUGCUUCACCAGUCAGAAAGGAAAACAUUAAAAUCAAGAAGGUUUCUAAGAACAUUCUUUCUAAUAAUGAAGCCUCUUUAAGUUCAGUUGCAUUGCCUAGGUAUCCAGUUAGAGUUUUUCUUUGUGCAUAUAUGAUACUGGGACACCCAAAUGCAGUUUUUAAUGGGAGAAGAGAGAGUGAGAAUGAUCUGGCUCAGUCGGCAACUAAUUUUAUUGGUGAAUUUGAGCUAUUACUUGAGAUUAUAUUACAUGGGUCAAAUAAGACUGCCCAGAAAGAUACAACUCCUGCACCCAGCAUAAUUACUUUCACAUCCCAGCUAGAAACCUUUGAUAAGGCAUGGCACUCGUACCUGUUGCAAUUUGUUGCAUGGAAAGAUACUGAUGCUAAGUUGUGAGAGCAUGAUCUGGUGAGAGCGGCUUGCCAACUUGAGAUUUCUAUGCAAUCCUGUAAGCUGACUCCCGAACUUGACAUGAAGGCUAUCCAAAAUAAGAUUACAGAAAAUCAGAAAUUAUUAAGGGAAAAAUUGCAGCAGCUAAGUGGUAAUCCAGGACUUGAAAACUUGGAAGCUGCUCUCUCUGAGGUACGGUCCAGAUAUGUUGGAUUAAAGGAAUCUGCUCAAUUAUCUUCCUCUCAGCCUGCUUCAUUGGGUGAUUCUUUAGUACCUGCAUCUGCUGAAACAAGUGGUCUUGCAGACACCCAUAAAAGUUAUAGUCAAACGAAUCAUAUUGUCUUUGACAAAGAUGAAUCUGACCUUGCCAAAGAAGCGGGUUCUUCUUUGUCUUUCAGAAGUGGUGCAGAUGGUCAUUUGAACCCUACUACCUUAGUAGUUGGUGAGAAUGAGCUGCUUGUAAAUGAAAUUCUCCAUGAUCAACACCUUGGUAUUGCUGAUAGUUUGACAGUCAGCAAUGAUGGUCAGAACAGUCUUAAGGCAAAUGUGAGAGAGACUAUUGAAAAAGCUUUUUGGGAUGGUGUCAUGGAGUCCAUGAAAGACAAUGAGUCCGACUUCAGCUGGAUUCUUAAACUUGUCACAGAAGUAAGAGACGAACUAUGUCAUAUAUCUCCUAAAAGUUGGAAACAAGAAAUUAUGGAAAGUAUCAAUAUUGAAAUUCUCGCACAGAUGCUGAGACCAGGUGAUUUAGAUGUGGAUUAUCUUGGAAAGGUUCUAGAGUUUGCAUUAGGGACUUCAAGGAAACUUUCUGCGUCAGCUAAGGAAGAUGAUAUGAAGACUACACAUUACCAGUUUUUAAAAGAACUGGGAGAAAUUUUACAGUCUGAAGACAAAUCAAAAGCUUCAUGUGCCCUUGCUAUAACCAAGGGUCUGCGCUUUGUUUUGCAGCAGAUUCAGACUCUUAAGAGGGAGAUUGGCAGAGCACGUUUGAGAAUGGUAGAACCACUCAUUAAGGGCAAUGCUGGUAUAAAGUAUCUGAGAAAAGCUUUCUCUGAUAGGCAUGGUUCUCCUGCACUAGCCUCUACUUCUUUGCCAAUUACAAGGCAAUGGGUUUCAUCUGCGAAAAUGAUGGUAGAGCAGGAGUGGCAUGAAUACAAUAAUUCUUUAUCUGUUGUUACUAAUAGUGGACCUUCCUCUGUACUUCCCCCCACCACUCUCCGGACUGGAGGCAACAUUUUUGGAACAAAAUUCAGCUCCCAAACCUCUUCAACAGACACUAUUGAUACACCUUUUCCAGGAAAACAAUUACCGGAGUGUGUGGGUGAAGAAAUUGAUUUGUUGAUUAGAUUUGGUUUAUUAAAGCUAGUACAUGAAGUAGGCGGCCUGAGCCUAGAAGUUUUGCCUGAAACUCUUAAGAUGAAUCUUCCCAGGCUAAGGGGUGUUCAAUCUCAAUUUCAGAAGAUUAUAGUAAUGUCUACCUGUUGUUUGGUUCUUCGUCAAACCCUGUUGAACGAGAACUUAGUGACUAAUGCUCUGGACAUGGAGGCAAUAGCAUUAAGAUGCGUAAAUCAGCUCUCUAGCCAACUGGAAACUGGCGAGGACAUUGGUAUACCAGACAUUGUUAAAACAAUAAGUGGGUGUGCAGAAAAUAAUGACCAUCAUUCAUGCCCAGAGAAACUCGAGGCGAGGAAGCAGAUUAUGGCAAGCAUGUUGGGGAAAAGCCUUCAAGCUGGUGAUGCCAUUUUCAAACGGGUUUCUCAUGCUGUUUAUCUAGCUGCAAGAGGGGUUGUCUUUGGAGGAAAUGGAAUCAAGGGAAGAGAACUUGCUGAGGCAUCUCUUCGGCCAAUUGGUGCCACUCUUCAUGCGGAUAAUUUGGUCAAGGCUGCAGAAGUACUAAUUGUUGUGGCAGCUGUAACAUGCAAUGUUCACAGGCCAUGGUAUGAGGAACUGCUCAAGACCCAGUGAUUUGCCCAACAGGAAAACAUGUCCUACAUAUAUAUAAUAUAUUUAUAUGAAUGUAUAUUAUUUUAUUGUAAACAACCAUUUGUUUGUAUAAUUGUGGCAAUCUUUAAAUGCAAGUUGUAUGGUGGAUGAAUGAGUUUUGGUGUAGUUAUUAAACUUAUCAAGAUUGUAAAAUAUCGAAUUUCAUAUUUUCUGUGUAAAGAUUGGGUGUUGGAAAUUGCACAAGUUUUGUUGAA
Molecule: messenger RNA, 3405 nt
Organism: Humulus lupulus (European hop)
Lineage: Eukaryota; Viridiplantae; Streptophyta; Magnoliopsida; Rosales; Cannabaceae
Exons: 9
Coding region: 1256-3172 (638 amino acids)
Biological process (GO): signal transduction
Source: RefSeq, a predicted model, not a curated record